Messenger RNA from Parnassius mnemosyne (clouded apollo), 1842 nucleotides. NCBI's taxonomy places the organism in Eukaryota, Metazoa, Arthropoda, Insecta, Lepidoptera, Papilionidae. The record is from the annotation of a GenBank genome assembly.
AUGCCUAAGAGACCAAGGUCUCAACUUUCUAAACAUAGUUCUCAAGCACGGGCAGCAAAAAUACGUCGUAUGGGAGAAUCUUCACCUGAACGAUCACAACGCCUUGCUGAACAAAAUCAGAGAAACUCUCAGGUACGCGCACGAGAGUCGAGUGUCGAACGUUCACAACGCCUUGCAAAACAAAAUCUGAGAACCUCUGAGUUACGUGCACGAGAGUCGAGGCUGGAGCGUUCCCAACGUCUUCAUGAACAAAAUGUAAGAACCUCUGACUUACGCCAACGAGAGUCGAGUGUCGAGCGUUCGCAACGCCUUGCCGUACAAAGCUUGAGAACCUCUGAGCUACGCGCUCAAGAGUCGAGGCUGGAGCGUUCCCAACGUCUUCAUGAACAAAAUAAUAAUACUAUUGACACAAUAGUACAACAGUAUAACAGCAAUGAUCUAACAGCGUUUGUUAAUGACAAUGUGCCAAAAUUAGUACCAGAUCAAAGACAUGCUUAUGAGACUAUUGUGGACAGCGUGAACAAUAACAUGGGGAGAUUAUUUUUUUUGGACGCACCAGGAGGCACCGGAAAGACUUUUCUCGCAAAUUUGAUACUUGCUAAGAUACGGCAAUCAGGGAAGAUAGCGAUUGCAGUUGCUUCGUCAGGAAUUGCUGCAACUCUCUUGAACGAAGGAAAAACUGCUCACUCUACGUUUAAACUCCCGCUAUCCGUAUCUUUAGAUCAACGGUCUACGUGCUCUAUUCGGAAAAAUGGGCCUCUUGAUAAGUUGCUGCAAGACGCGUCGUUGGUAAUAUGGGAUGAAUGCACCAUGAGUCAUAGAGCUCAUGUGGAGGCCGUGGACCGUACUUUAAAAGACCUCCGAAGCUCUGCUAAUGUCAUGGGUGGUAUCACUUUUGUAUUUGCUGGAGAUUUCCGACAAACGCUUCCUGUCGUCAACAGAGGUACGCGAGCAGAUAUUAUGAAGGCAUGUUUAAAAUCGUCUCACCUUUGGACAUCUGUUCAACAUUUGAAUUUGCGUACUAAUAUGAGAGCUCAUCUACAUGGAAUUACGCAUAGCAAUUUUCCACAACAGCUGCUGAAACUGGGAGAAGGAAUUUUUCCAUCUUUAAAUUUGGGCACCGAUUAUGCGGUUACUUUUUCUCUAGGGCAAAUAGUCUAUAAUUUAGAUAGUCUGAUAGAUGCUAUAUAUCCUGACAUCGAAAACUUACAUCAAAAUGAUUUUCGUUGGCUGUGUUGUGGAGCAAUAGUUUCUCCCAGGAAUGAAACAGUCAACGAAAUAAACAAUUUAAUUAUGCAGAAAGUACCGGGUGAAGUUAAGUGCUAUAAAUCCAUAGACACCGUCACUAACAUCGAGGACACAGUGCACUACCCCCAGGAAUUUUUAAAUUCUCUGAACCCCGCUGGGCUUCCACCUCAUGAACUGUCGUUAAAAGUUGGCACGCCGAUAAUGCUUCUCAGAAAUUUAAGACCCCCCAACAUGUGUAAUGGCACGAGACUUCUUAUAAAGGAGCUAAAAGAUAAUUUAAUAGUUGCGAAGAUUAUCACCGGCCCUGCAGCUGGUGAAUUAGCUCAUAUACCAAGAAUACCCAUGAUCCCUACUGAUUUGCCUAUACCCUUCAAAAGGCUCCAAUUUCCAGUAAAAAUUUCUUUCGCACUCACGAUAAACAAAUCCCAGGGCCAAACAUUCAAAUUAGUAGGAAUUGAUUUACGAAAAGAAUGUUUUACGCAUGGGCAACUUUACGUUGCCCUAUCACGGGUCGGGGCUCCCGACCAUCAGUAUAUUUUGUUACCAGAAAAUAAUAUAACGUCAAAUGUUGUGUAUAGAGAAGCUCUACAAUAA